CUGGGCAUGAUCAUCAUCAACGCCAUCAUCUGCCACGUCCCUAUCGCCGUCCUCGUGUACGGCGCCAACUCGCCCAACCCGGCCCCUUACGUCGGACCCUACUCCGUCUACGAGCGGGUACAAGUAACGCUGUUUUUUCUCCAAGAAACGAUCAUCUCAGCCCUGUACAUCCGUGAGACGGUCGCUCUCAUGCGCGCACGGCGGCGCGGGGGGAUGGGCGGCAAAGUGGGCAGCACGCGGUGGCUGAUGACGCACCUGAUCGUGGUCAACAUCAUCAUCGUCGUGCUGGACGUCACCAUCAUCGCGCUCGAGUACGCCGGCCUGUACGACCUGCAGACAUCCUACAAGGCGCUCGUGUACAGCGUCAAGCUCAAGCUCGAGUUCAGCAUCCUGAACCGCCUGGUCGAGAUGACGCAGGGCGGCUCGAGCCACGAGAGCUCGCAUGGCCGGACCGCGGCCGAUAACCUGACUCGCGGGGGCGUGGUGCAGAUGGAUAUGCUCGACGGCGAGACGACAACAACAAAGAAGAAGGGAGGCAAUAUGGGGAACAGCGUGUCCGUGAGGACUGGGUUGGGCGUCGGGGCUGCAAAAGCGCCCGCUGGCGGGUCGGUCGUCAUGACGACAGAGAUCACGGUCCAAAGAAGCCAUCGGCCGCGGGACCUGGACAGCGAACGCGAUUCGGACAGCAUUGGUGACCGAUCUGUCGAACUGGAAGGCACGGUUGGAAAUACAAGGGCGCCGUCCCACUCGUCGGAGCAGCACAUUGUUGAUCGGCGGUCCUGAUGGUGGCAUAUUGUGGCACUUGUUGCUUUCUUCAAGCUAUCUGUUAUCCAAAGGUCUGUAAGAGGUUAGGGCACCCUGAGGCCAACACACAUCCCAGGUUGUAUAGU
Canariomyces notabilis is the source of this 890-nucleotide messenger RNA. RefSeq lists its product as uncharacterized. Bases 7 to 783 code for a protein of 258 amino acids. The transcript has a single exon. The record is from RefSeq and is a predicted model, not a curated record. NCBI's taxonomy places the organism in Eukaryota, Fungi, Ascomycota, Sordariomycetes, Sordariales, Chaetomiaceae.